AUGCUAAAGAAUAUUAUCAAUGAUAAAGACAUAGAACACUAUCUAGCACAGCUGGAAGAUGGUUGGCUGUCGGAAGAUGGACUAGAGGCAGAAGAUUCUGAAGAUGACGACCCAGCAAAUCCCCAUUAUACUAGGGAUGAACUUCUAAGUCUAUAUGAUAACAAUGGUGAUGAAGACAGUCAGGAAAAAAAUGAAAAUGUUCCUCCUCGUGUUGAAGAACUGGUGGAAGAAGGAGAAAGUCAAAACAGAGUUCCUUGUGGUGAUACUUUCAAUACAUUAUUGGACAAAAGAAAACUUAUGUGGAAAACUUUGAUGAGGAUCGAAUUACUUUCUUAG
Molecule: messenger RNA, 336 nt
Organism: Parnassius apollo (apollo)
Lineage: Eukaryota; Metazoa; Arthropoda; Insecta; Lepidoptera; Papilionidae
Source: the annotation of a GenBank genome assembly